AAAGGAGAAUCCAGAAACAAGAUGACGAAGUUGAGCCCAUCGGUGGACUCAGAGGUCAGGUUUGUCGUUUUCUUUCACUGGUGCUGGAUUCCAAGGCUGCUGCUGCUUUCCUUCAAUGGUUCGGCGAAGACCUGAUGGCCACCUUUUGGAACAUGAAAAUAGCAUCUGUUGGAGUAUAAAAAGUAAAAACUCUCAAUCUCAAUGUCAAGAACAUCAACCGAUCUUUCCACUUCUCUUCUUGUCUGAAAUCAAUGGCUUCUUCUUCUUCAUGCUUAAAUAAUAACAUGGAUUGCCAAUCCCCAGUUGCCAAACACCCGGACUGGUUCUCUCCAGAAACCGGGAUUUACAAAAGCAAACACCCUUCCAUUCACCUUCCUUCAGACCCAUUUCUCGAUGUUGUUUCCUUUAUCUUCUCAAGAGCCCACCAAGGUGUUUCAGCCCUCAUUGAUUCGUCAUCUGGGUAUUCAAUCUCCUACACGGAGCUCUACCCACUGGUUAAAUCCAUGGCUUCUGGCCUCCGCCAAAUGGGUGUUUCGCAAGGUGAUGUGGUUUUGAUUCUUUUGCCAAAUUCUGUCUACUUUCCUAUCAUAUUCCUUGGUGUUGUCUAUUUGGGUGCCAUUGUAACAACUAUGAAUCCUCUGUGUAGUUUCUCUGAGGUGAAAAAGCAAACACUUGAUUGCAAUGUGAGUCUUGCCUUUACUCUGGGUGAUAGAGUUGAGAAAUUUGAUGGGUUGGGUGUUCCUGCAAUUAGGGUGCCAGAAAAUGUGUGUUUUGAUUCAUACAGGCCUGGGUUUUCUGAUUUUUAUAGGCUGAUUUUGGGUGAUCCUAGUUGGGUUCCUAGGCCUAAGAUUCAUCAGCAUGACACUGCUGCAAUUCUGUUUUCUUCCGGCACUACGGGUUCUUGCAAAGGGGUUGAGUUAACUCAUCGGAAUUUUAUAGCCAUGAUUAAGCAUUUUGUGGGAUUUGAAGCGUCGCAAUACGAGUAUUUGAAUGAGGAGAAUGUGUAUUUAGCUGUUUUGCCAAUGUUCCACGUUUAUGGCCUUUCCCUUUUUGUGAUGGGGUUGUUGUCAUUGGGCUCUGCAAUUGUGAUAAUGAGAAAGUUUGAUGUUGAGGAGUUAACUGGAGCCAUUGAGAAGUACAAGGUCACCCACUUCCCUGUUGUGCCCCCAUUGCUGACAGCACUGACCGCAAGGGCUAAGAGCGUUAGGGGAAGUGUUUGGAAGAGCUUAAAACAGGUGUCGUCUGGGGCUGCUCCAUUGAGCAGCAAAAAGAUUGAGGAGUUUGUUCAUACUUUCCCUCAUGUUGAUUUCAUUCAGGGUUAUGGCUUGACUGAGUCAACUGCUGUAGGAACACGUGGCUUCAAUACUAAAAUGCUUCACAAUUAUUCUUCAGUAGGACUUCUUGCUCCAAAUAUGGAAGCCAGAGUGGUAGAUUGCAUUACUAGUUCAUCCUUGCCUCCUGGGAAGAGUGGGGAACUUUGGUUAAAAGGACCUGGUAUUAUGAAAGGUUAUUUGAACAAUCCAGAGGCAACUGCAGCAACAGUUGAUGAGGAUGGCUGGCUGCAUACAGGAGAUAUCGUUUAUUUCGAUGAAGAAGGGUACUUGUAUAUAUUUGAUCGCUUGAAAGAGAUGAUCAAAUACAAGGGCUUUCAGAUUGCUCCUGCCGAACUAGAAUCUGUACUGGUUUCGCAUCCCGACAUACUUGAUGCUGCAGUAACAGGAAACAAGGAUGAGAAAGCCGGAGAGGUGCCGGUGGCUUUUGUAGUAAAGAGGCAGGGGAGCCUGCUUCGUGAGGCAACUGUAAUAGACUUUGUUGCUAAGCAGGUGGCUCCGUACAAGAAAGUGAGGAAGGUGGUGUUCACACAGUCAAUACCCAAGUCGGCAGCCGGGAAGAUCCUCCGGCGGGAACUGAGGAGUUUGGUUUCCAGAAUUUGACUGUUCAUGACAGUCAGGUAGAGGAAAUUCAGAUAGCAUUUUAGAGCAUAAGGAGGAUAAAAUGCAGUUAGUCGCUGAUAGAACCAGCAGAUUACGUUAGAUAGCAUUCUCUCAGUUGAUUGUAUGAACAAGGAUAAUCCAUUCUUUUGAAGCUGAUGCAUAGGUGCAUCAAUAAGUGCAGUUGCCUUUGGUUUGAUUACUUGUUUUGUUUAUGUUUUGCUUUCCCUAGGCGUUUUCUCUGUUCUUCGUUUCUUGGUUGUAUUGUAAAAUAAGAGAGGUUCCCCAUAAUUGUAUUUGUAUGUAACACUUAAAACUUUAUAGUACAAGGAUUAUUACCAAUCCCACCUUUGGUAAUUUGAUUUGAUAUAUAAUAAUUUUUUUUC
Diospyros lotus (date-plum) is the source of this 2317-nucleotide messenger RNA. RefSeq names its product 4-coumarate--CoA ligase-like 6. Gene Ontology annotation, biological process: ubiquinone biosynthetic process. The coding region runs from base 252 to 1934 and encodes 560 amino acids. The record is from RefSeq and is a predicted model, not a curated record. Lineage: Eukaryota; Viridiplantae; Streptophyta; Magnoliopsida; Ericales; Ebenaceae. The transcript has 6 exons. Gene Ontology annotation, molecular function: CoA-ligase activity. Gene Ontology annotation, cellular component: peroxisome.